Saccostrea echinata is the source of this 2369-nucleotide messenger RNA. Its product is annotated as NADPH:adrenodoxin oxidoreductase, mitochondrial-like. The transcript has 13 exons. The coding region runs from base 68 to 1519 and encodes 483 amino acids. Gene Ontology annotation, biological process: ubiquinone biosynthetic process. The record is from RefSeq and is a predicted model, not a curated record. Gene Ontology annotation, cellular component: mitochondrion. Lineage: Eukaryota; Metazoa; Mollusca; Bivalvia; Ostreida; Ostreidae.
UGACCUUUGACCCUGAAACAUGCUGAAUGUUGCAUGUGAUGUAAUUUUGGGUUUCCUCUGAUUUACCAUGUAUAUUCUACCAAGAAUUUGUUCACGUCAUCUGAGACAACUCCUAGGAAAAUCUUUUUUUCGUUACGCCUCAACAUCAUCACAAGAUGUCCCUCAUGUAUGCAUUGUUGGGAGUGGUCCUGCAGGAUUUUAUACAGCGCAGCAAAUUCUAAAGGGACAUCCAGCAGCAAGGGUGGACAUAUUGGAAAAAUUGCCAGUUCCGUUUGGACUUGUGAGAUUUGGGGUAGCUCCUGAUCACCCAGAAGUCAAGAAUGUUAUCCACACAUUUACCACAACUGCCAGAAAUCAGAGAUGUACAUUUAUAGGAAAUGUGGAAGUUGGUAAAGAUAUCUCAAUAGAAGACCUGCAGAAGGCUUACACAGCUGUAGUCCUGGCUUAUGGUGCUGAUGAUGACAGAACACUUGCAAUAAAGGGAGAGGAUAGUCCCAAUGUGAUCUCAGCCAGAUCUUUUGUUGGUUGGUUCAAUGGACUUCCACAAGACAAAGAUCUGCCUGUAGAUUUAGAUGUGGAGAAUGUGGUUAUCCUAGGUCAGGGAAAUGUGGCUCUUGAUGUGGCCCGGAUUCUGCUAACACCAAUUAGCAUAUUACAGAAAACGGAUAUAUCCCAGCAUGCAUUGGAUGCUCUGUCUCGAAGUCGAGUAAAAAAGGUGUACAUUGUGGGCAGAAGAGGUCCUUUACAGGUGGCAUUUACCAUCAAGGAGCUGAGAGAGAUGACCAAGUUGCCUGACUGUAGGCCUGUCAUUCAUAAAGAAGAUGUAGAAAACCUUGACAAGGUCAUAAAAGAUCUCCCCCGUCCCAGAAGGAGGCUGACAGAACUACUAUAUAAGACGUGUAUGGAGCCCUCCGACACUGACACCCACCUCUGGUCUCAGGCCUCCAAAGAAUGGGAACUUAGAUUUAGACUUAGUCCUAUAGAAAUCAACGAGAGGGAGGGAAAAGUCACAGGGGUCAAAUUCGCUGUGAAUCAGCUGCAGGGAGAUGAUCUGAUUAACAAGAAAGCUGUGGCCACAUCAGAAACAGAACAUAUUGACUGUGGACUGGUUUUCAGAAGUAUAGGAUAUAAAAGUAUACCUAUAGAUCCCAUUUUACCUUUUGAUACAAGAAAAGGGAUUAUACCAAAUAUAAAAGGAAGAGUCAAAGAAAAAUCAGGUCUGUACUGUAGUGGAUGGGUCAGUACAGGGCCAGUAGGAGUCAUCCUCAAUACCAUGACAGGGGGAUUUGAAACAGGAAAGAUAGUUCUCAAAGAUCUGGAAGACGGUAUCAUCACUUCUGAGGGAAAAAGGGGGAAUAAAAUGAUCAAGGAAAUCCUAGAAUCUAAAGGUAAGCAGAUGGUGACAUUUUCUGACUGGGACAAGAUUGAUGAGGAAGAGAUCAAGAGAGGAAGUGUCUUUGGAAAACCAAGGGAGAAGAUUGCAGAUAUCUCAGAAAUGCUUAGAGUAGCCAAGUCCUAAAUCAAGAAAGCCAAUGACUGUCUUAUACUGGGGGGUUGUUAUUUAUUGGGGACCCGCAUUAAGAUGCAGGUUCCCUAAAUUAAUCACCAUGGUCUGUCCCAAGACCUUAUAUCAACUACUAAAAAAUGGAAAGGGAAUGCUUUGGAAAAGACAUUUAUAGAUUUUAGAAUCAUAUAGUCAAAGGUCAAAGACCAGGAUUGUUUAAAUGACCACUAUGCUGAACUUAAGAUUUUUUACUACAUACCAUAAAGUCAAGUGUAUAUCAUGCACCAGUGUAAAGUAUGCACCUCCUACAUUUGAACUAUUUUCUAUCAAAAAAGUAGCUUUUAUACAUGCAUGACUUAAUGGUACAUGUAGAUAAAGGUUUCUUUGAUAAAGGUCAAGGCCAAAGGGUCAAGACUAUUGAUAUGGCCUUAAGUUUUUUAAAGGAUCCACUGCAUUGAAAUCAGUACUAUAUUUGGUCAGAUUUUCACCAAUCAAUGAACAAAGUUAAGGGGACAAAUAUUUAGAUUCGGGGCUAGUUCACUCAAAGUUCAAUGUCAUUAUUUUCACAUGAACAUUCAAUUAUAUACAAUGUAGUAUAAAAUUGAGUAAAUUUAUUGUGCAGUAUAAAAUUGAGUAAAUUUAUUGUGCAGAUUUCGUAUUCACUUCACAAUUAAAAGAAAGCCCUGUAUAUUCUGUGGCCAAUUACUCAAAGAUCAAGAUUAUCAAUACAUGUAUAAGCAUACUAUGGGGUCCUGUAUGAUUUUGUCAGCUUUCUUGUCUUUCUUUGAUGUUGUAAUUACUUAAGUGUGAGAAGAAAAUACAAGGUAGUUGGUGUGGAAGAAGUGCUGAAAAUAGAAUGUAAAGA